AUGUCGGACGCGCAGCUUCAAUUCAGUGACAGCGUUUGGGCUCGGUCGCUUUCAGUUUCGAGUCUAAGCCCUGUGUCUCAGGCGCCAGUUAUAUCAUCAUCUGAAUCGAACCCCACUCUCUCAACGUCUUCUGACGAUCAUCAGUCGGGAGAGGACGAGGGAUCACGAAAGAAAAUCAAGGUCAAUUCACAGCCAGCAAUGACCAGGGAACAGGCUUCUAAGAAGAGAGGUCGCCCUCAGAAAGUGCAGGAUGCUCAGACCCCUGCGGAGAGACGCCGGGCUCAGGUCCGUCUAGCACAGCGUGCCUACCGUUCCCGUCAAGAAGCCACUUUGUCGCAGCUGAAGAAUCGUAUCACUGAAAUGGAAUCGGUGAUUGACACGAUGACGGAAGCCUUUCUUGCAUUUAGCGACAGUUUAAUGCAAUCGGGCGUAUUAAACACAUCCCCUGUCAUUGCUCAGUCCCUUCAACAGGUGACUGCCAAGUAUGUUGCACUUUCAAGUCAGAUCACCGAAAAAGACGGAGAUGACGCCACUCCGCAAGAUAAACCAUUGUCCCAAAUCACUGCAUCAGAUUUGUCAGCCUCGCACUCGGCAGAGCAGAAAAGCCCGUUGUCAGACUCCGUGGUCGCUGUCAAAACAGCCCCCAUUAAUGGUGACCUCGAGAUACCAGACAUGGCUAUUGACUCCCUUUUUCCUAUUACACCUCCAACACAUAUCAGAGUCCCAUCCCCUCCCCUUAUCAGCCUACGCACACCCAUGUCGCAUCUAUACGGUCCGGAUAGCCCCUUCUUCGCCCAGCGGUUGCAUCUGGCCGCCUAUAAGCUCGCAUACCGAUACCUGAAAGAUUCCACUAUUCCCGACUCCGCGUUACUUCCGCGCUUUGGUUUCCUGAUGUCUCGAUGGACCAGACCUCAACUUAUCGCAUACUUGACCUCUUUCCUGAAAUCUUCCGGGGGUGUUGAAGUUUCCAGGAAAUUCAAUCCUCCCAUGCUGAACUUGGGCGGUGCCGGGUUGCACUACCCACGGAAGCAUUCGCCUAUCAGCGACCCCAAUCUUCAUUGGCUUCCCUCGGCUGAAGACAUUGGGACGAUGUAUGCAAAUGGGUUGAGCGUCCAAGACCUUGAAGAACCAUGGUUUGACCCGGGGGAUGUGGAGGGAUUCCUUGAGGAGCAGGGCAUAAUUCUUUCCAAUCGAAAUAUGCACCCAGAAAAUCCACAGAGUGGUUCAUCGGAGAGCAAUUGGACCCAUCGUCAGGAUGUGGUUGCGAGCACAUGGCAGUCAAGCUUUCUGGACGGUCGGGUUUCCAACUUGGCUGUCGACGAAGAUCAAUUGAUCGAUUGGCUGUCCUAUCGCGGCAUUUGCCUAGGCCGUUCGCCAGCGUUCCGCAAAAGUGACGUCGAGAGGUUCAUAUCGCAAAAUGCCUGGCCCGUGGGCACGCUUCAAAUGCCUAUGCAGGCCAUCGCAGUAGUCUAA
This is a messenger RNA of Aspergillus viridinutans, 1473 nucleotides long. Its product is annotated as bZIP transcription factor. The transcript is spliced from 3 exons. Gene Ontology annotation, molecular function: DNA-binding transcription factor activity. Lineage: Eukaryota; Fungi; Ascomycota; Eurotiomycetes; Eurotiales; Aspergillaceae. Gene Ontology annotation, biological process: regulation of DNA-templated transcription. The coding region runs from base 1 to 1473 and encodes 490 amino acids. The record is from RefSeq and is a predicted model, not a curated record.